GCGGCCGCUGACCGCGCUCCCGUGCGUCCCGCAGGCGGGGAGCCCGCGCCGCCGCGCCCCGGCCGCCGGCGAUGAUCACCUAGGAGGCUGGCGCGGGCGGGCGCGAGCGACGGAGCAGCCGGGCGCGGCGACACGCGGCCAUGGAGCGGGAGCCGGCGGCGGCGGCCGAGGAGCCCGGGCCCCCGGGACGGCGGCGGCGCCGGGAGGGCCGGACGCGCACCGUAUGCUCCAACCUGCAGCCGCCUCCGGGCGCCGAGGAGCCGGCGGGCAAGGGCGCGCCGCGGCGCCGGCUGCGCGGGGGCGCCCAGCACCUGGCGGACAACCGGCUCAAGACCACCAAGUACACUCCGCUGUCCUUCCUGCCCAAGAACCUGUUCGAGCAGUUCCACCGUCUGGCCAACGUGUACUUCGUGUUCAUCGCGCUGCUCAACUUCGUGCCCGCGGUGAACGCCUUCCAGCCCGGCCUGGCGCUGGCGCCCGUGCUCUUCAUCCUGGCGGUCACGGCCUUCAAGGACCUGUGGGAGGACUACAGCCGCCACCGCUCCGACCACGAGAUCAACCACCUGGGAUGCCUCGUCUUCAGCAGGGAGGAGAAGCAGUACGUGAACCGGUUCUGGAAAGAGAUCCGCGUGGGAGACUUCGUGCGCCUCCGCUGCAAUGAGACCAUCCCCGCAGACAUCCUGCUGCUGUCCUCCAGCGACCCCGAUGGGCUGUGCCACAUCGAGACGGCCAACCUGGACGGGGAGACCAACCUGAAGCGGCGCCAGGUGGUCCGAGGCUUCUCUGAGCUCGUCUCGGAAUUCAAUCCUUUGACGUUCACCAGCAUAAUCGAGUGUGAGAAGCCCAACAACGACCUGAGUAGGUUCCGUGGGUGCAUCAUACAUGACAAUGGCAAAAAGGCUGGGCUCUACAAAGAAAAUCUGCUGCUUCGAGGCUGCACCCUCCGAAACACGGAAGCCGUCGUCGGUAUUGUCAUCUAUGCAGGACACGAGACCAAGGCUCUGCUGAACAACAGUGGCCCCCGCUACAAGCGCAGCCAGCUGGAGAGGCAGAUGAACUGCGACGUGCUCUGGUGUGUCCUCCUCCUCAUCUGCAUGUCUCUGUUCUCAGCCAUCGGACACGGACUGUGGGUGCAGCGCUAUCAAGAGAAGAAAUCAUUAUUUGAUGUCCCUGAGUCUGAUGGCACCUCAUUAUCCCCAGUCCCAGCUGCAGUUUACUCGUUUUUGACAAUGAUAAUAGUUUUGCAGCCUCUUGCCUCUGCUCUGUACUGUACAAGAUCACAGAGACUGUCCUCCAGCACAGAACCCGCCUCUGAAAAGACUGUCUCUCCUGAACGGUGGGGUGUGUCUGCGGCACGGGCAGCUCCUGCCAUCGGGAGCCCCGGCUCAGCCUGGGUUUUGAUCCCUAUUUCCUUGUACGUUUCUAUUGAAAUUGUUAAAGUGUGCCAAGUGUACUUCAUUAACCAGGAUAUAGAACUAUACGACGAGGAAACAGACUCGCAACUACAGUGCCGAGCUCUGAACAUCACGGAAGACCUAGGGCAGAUACAGUAUAUCUUCUCAGACAAAACGGGCACUUUAACUGAGAAUAAGAUGGUCUUCCGAAGAUGCACUGUGUCUGGCAUAGAGUAUUCUCAUGAUGCAAAUGCCCAGCGUCUGGCCAGGUACCAGGAGGCAGAUUCAGAGGAGGAGGAGGUGGUCCCCAGGGGGGGCUCGCUGCCCCUGCGAGGGGGCGCCGGGGGCCACCAGACCCAGAGCAGCAGGGCGCACCGGCGCACGGGCAGCCGCGCAGAGGCCCGGCGCGUCAGCAUGCUGACUGAGCUCACGGCCUUCAGCAGCCCCAUGGAGAAGGACGUAACACCCGACCCGAAGCUGCUGGAGAAGGUGCAUGAGUGCGGCAGGUGCCUGGCCUCUGCGAGGCACCAGGAGCACCCGCUGGACCACCUCUCGCCCGAGCUGUCUGACGUUUUCGACUUCUUCAUUGCACUCACCAUCUGCAACACAGUGGUGGUCACGUCCCCGGAUCAGCCACGACAAAAGGUGAGGGUGCGCUUCGAGCUCAAGUCCCCGGUGAAGACCAUCGAAGAUUUCCUCCGGAAGUUCACACCCAGUCGCCUGACUUUGGGCGGCAGCAGCGUCGGGAGCGCGAGCGUGGCUGCCAAGUCUGCGCCCAAGGCCGGCCUCCUGUCCACGCUGGCCAACGACGGCACGCUGCUCAGGCUGGAGGAGAGGCUGGGCGUCGGGGCCCCACACCUCGCCAGCAAUGGCUACAGCAGCGCGGCGGACGGCUGGACCGCAGACCACUCCACGACGGGGUCGGAGCCCAGGCCGGAGCUGCGCUACGAGGCCGAGAGUCCAGACGAGGCGGCACUCGUGCACGCUGCCCGCGCCUACAGCUGCGCCCUCGUGGGCCGGCUGCACGACCAGGUGUCGGUGGAGCUGCCGCACCUCGGCAGGCUCACCUUCGAGCUCCUGCACACGCUGGGCUUCGACUCCAUCCGCAAGAGGAUGUCGGUGGUGAUCAGGCACCCCCUCACGGACGAGAUCAACGUGUACACCAAGGGCGCCGACUCGGUGGUCAUGGACCUCCUGCUGCCCUGCUCCACAGAUGACGCCAGAGGAAGGCAUCAAAUGAAGAUCCGCAGCGAGACCCAGAAUUACCUCAACUUGUAUGCGGUGGAGGGCCUGCGAACCCUGUGCAUUGCCAAAAGGGUUCUGAGUAAGGAAGAGUAUGCCUGUUGGCUGCAGAGCCACUUGGAAGCAGAAUCCGCCCUGGACAACCGGGAGGAGCUCCUCUUUCAGUCUGCCAUUCGCCUGGAGACGAAUCUGCAUUUGUUGGGUGCCACGGGGAUUGAAGACCGCCUGCAGGAUGGAGUCCCCGAAACCAUUGCUAAACUGCGUCAAGCAGGUCUGCAGAUUUGGGUUCUCACCGGCGACAAACAGGAAACGGCCAUUAACAUUGCUCAUGCCUGCAAACUUCUGGACCAUGAUGAGGAAGUCAUCACCCUGAAUGCCGAAUCCCAGGAGGCGUGCGAGGCCCUGCUGGACCAGUGCCUGCGCUACGUGCAGUCCUGCAGCCCCCAGAGGACCGCUGGCAGCCUCAGCGUGGGCUUCGCCCCGCUCUGUCCACCCUCCGAAGCCACCGCCUCUGGCCCCAGCCUCGUGAUCGAUGGGAGAAGUCUGGCCUACGCCCUCCAGAAGAACCUGGAGGACAAAUUCCUCUUCCUCGCUAAGCAGUGCCGAUCUGUCCUUUGCUGUCGCUCAACCCCCCUGCAGAAGAGCAUGGUGGUGAAACUGGUCAGGAGCAAGCUCAAGGCCAUGACCCUGGCCAUAGGAGACGGAGCCAAUGAUGUCAGCAUGAUCCAGGUGGCAGAUGUGGGCGUGGGAAUCUCAGGCCAGGAGGGCAUGCAGGCAGUGAUGGCCAGCGACUUCGCGGUGCCGAAGUUCCGAUACCUCGAGAGACUCUUGAUUGUUCACGGACAUUGGUGCUAUUCCCGGCUUGCCAACAUGGUGCUGUACUUCUUCUACAAAAACACAAUGUUCGUCGGCCUCCUGUUCUGGUUCCAGUUCUACUGCGGCUUCUCCGCGUCCGCCAUGAUUGACCAGUGGUACCUGAUCUUCUUUAACCUGCUCUUCUCGUCGCUCCCCCAGCUCGUGACUGGGGUGCUGGACAAGGACGUGCCGGCCGACGUGCUGCUGGCCGAGCCGCAGCUCUACCGCAGCGGCCAGAACAUGGAGGAAUACCGGCCUCGCACGUUCUGGCUGAACAUGGCCGAUGCUGCCUUCCAGAGCCUCGUGUGCUUUUUCAUUCCCUACCUGGCCUACUACGACUCCGACACAGACAUCUUCACCUGGGGCACCCCCAUCACUGCCAUCGCCCUGUUCACCUUCCUCCUGCACCUGGGCAUCGAGACCAAGACCUGGACCUGGCUCAACUGGACGGCUUGUGGCUUCAGUGUGGUGUUAUUUUUCACCGUGGCUUUGAUUUACAACGCUUCCUGCGCGACGUGCUACCCUCCCUCCAACCCCUACUGGACCAUGCAGGCGUUGAUGGGCGACCCCGUGUUUUACUGCAUUUGUCUGCUCGCGCCCGUGGCUGCUCUGCUGCCCAGGUUGUUUUUCAAAGCCCUGCAGGGGACCCUUUUCCCUACCCCGCUGCAGCUGGGACGCCAGUUAGCCAAGCAGUCCCCCGGGAAAUUCAGGGCUCCCGGAGAGACCUCUGCUCAGGGGCACAUCCCGGGAGAAGCAAGGACGGAGCCACCGGGACAGAGGAGCAUCAGCGCCGCGCGGUCCGUCUCCCAGGACUGCAGCUCACGGGUGUCCCGGGGCGCGCGGCAGCCGGCCUGCUCCCCCGAGGCUGGCGGGGAGCCCAGCGCGGUGGACGUGGGCGUGCUGCGGAGGGAGGGCACCCUGCCGGACGGGCUGGGCAGCCAGCCCUCUCGGUCCUCCUCGCCGGGGCCGGUGGCCGUGGAGGGCUGUCCGGGAGGCUCCAGGAUGAAACCUGUGAGCUCCAGCCGGCCAGCCCCCUUGCCGUCCGUCUUCAGCGUGCCCGGCCUCAGCUCCCUCAACUGGAUGUCCUCGCUGUCCCUGGUCGGCGGGCUAGGCAGUGUCCUACAGUUCUCCCGGAGCGGUCUGCACAUGGACAAGCGCGACGGCGACUUCCUGCCCGGCUCCGCGCCGCCGGACCGGGACCUGUGUGGCUUGAGUGGGCAGACCACAGACUGCUUCUAGGACCCCCUUCCAAGAAGCGCGGCUGGCAGUGCAGAGUGAAAACCUUGAAAUGCCCCCCCCCCUUUUUUUUUGAAAGAUGUAAUAUUAUUUAUGUUUAUUAUUUGCACAGAGUUCUAGUGAGGUAUAUUUUAUGUAUUUCCGAGGCUGACACAGGAAAUGAAAGGUACUGAAAAAAGAAAGUUUAUUUUUUAAAAAUUUUAAGUAGAGUAUAUUGAAAAGAAAAAUAAGAGCUUUAUCUUAUAUAAAAGUUUAAAGAAGAGUGACACUUGAAAAGGUGUGCUUAGAUUUAUUUUUUCAUCUCAUUUUAUUAAAGAAAAUGCAGUCUGUUUGGUUUGCUUCAGUAUGUGUGACCUUUGCUUUCCCUGAGGGUAAGCACAGGGAACCCCCAGCGAGUGUGGAUGGGGUCAGGGGAGGUGAUGGGCACACACGUGGCUUUGGCGGAGAUCCUCACUGUCUGUCUGUCAGUCCCACCACUAGGGGGGUUGGGUCUCUGCUUCACCAGGAAAGGGAAAUUGAGAACUCUGGGAAAGCAGACACACACAAAAUUCAUUCCAACGUUCAUUUCUAUGCAGGCAUUUGGUAAAGAUCACCUGUACGUAUUAUAAUUCCUAUGUAGGUUCUUGCCUGUUAAAAUCAUAACAAGCAAUAAACAGCCUUCACUUUGCAAAGA
Molecule: messenger RNA, 5400 nt
Organism: Cervus elaphus (red deer)
Lineage: Eukaryota; Metazoa; Chordata; Mammalia; Artiodactyla; Cervidae
Gene: ATP10A
Product: ATPase phospholipid transporting 10A (putative)
Exons: 22
Coding region: 141-4730 (1529 amino acids)
Biological process (GO): phospholipid translocation
Cellular component (GO): plasma membrane
Molecular function (GO): magnesium ion binding; ATPase-coupled intramembrane lipid carrier activity; ATP hydrolysis activity
Source: RefSeq, a predicted model, not a curated record